Lineus longissimus is the source of this 13605-nucleotide messenger RNA. Its product is annotated as plexin-A4-like. The transcript is spliced from 33 exons. The record is from RefSeq and is a predicted model, not a curated record. Lineage: Eukaryota; Metazoa; Nemertea; Pilidiophora; Heteronemertea; Lineidae. Gene Ontology annotation, biological process: semaphorin-plexin signaling pathway involved in axon guidance; regulation of GTPase activity; positive regulation of axonogenesis. Bases 210 to 5978 code for a protein of 1922 amino acids. Gene Ontology annotation, molecular function: protein binding; semaphorin receptor activity. Gene Ontology annotation, cellular component: semaphorin receptor complex; plasma membrane.
UUCCCUGUUUUGUAAAACGAGAAUAUUUCUGAAAGUUUUCAUAAGUAAAUUGGACGUAUACAUGGAUAUAUAUUCACGUUUUGGAUGUAUAGUAUUGAAGGAUUAUGGAGUUAUAUCACUUUGAAUUGCAGGUUUGAAAAGCAUGUAUGGCUAUGAUGCCGUCUGGACCAUGUGUGAAGUAGAGACAGCAUGACGCCAAAAACCCAAAGAUGAAGUCGGAAAUUUUUAUUCUCACAGCGCUAUGGCUGUGCAGGGGCAGCUAUUCAAAAAACUAUAUAUCUAACAGGUUUAGAUCAACGCACGUGUUUAAUCACUCUAUCAUAGACCGUGUUACGGGAAAAGUGUAUAUCGGUGCUGUAAAUAGGUUAUAUCAAUUAUCAGAAAGUCUGGUUGAGGAAAGUGAGUAUUUGACCGGACCGAAAAAUGACAAUCCAAACUGCCCACCCCAGGGGGUGUGCACGUGCGUGCCGGGAGAUAACUGUGAUCAGUACAGAAAGGUACCAACGGACAGCGUAAACAAGGGAUUGGCGAUAGAUUAUGUGUCGAAUAUCCUCGUGGUGUGUACGAAUUUGCUACAGGGUCAUUGUGAGAAGCGAAACCUGGGCGAGAUUUCCCGCACACCAAAUAACAUGGGAACAAACUCUAUCCAAAUUGUCGUCCCUAACGACCCUUCUUCUUCAGCUGUUAUUUUCAUCGACAAGGGACCUGCCAUGUCCCUGACCCCUAAAGGAGUAUUAUAUGUCGGUGCUACUAGGAGUAAACUAAAUGGAUUGGAUGCAUACAAAGAUUUAGUCCCUGCAGUUGCCAGUCGAAAUUUGGACAAUUUCGAAUUGGCUCACAGGUCAUCGUUCUCAGGGAGCACGAAAGUUGAAAUAGCCAGUCAACUCCAGGAUAUCUUCUUUGUGGAUUACAUAUACGGAUUUGGAUCUGGUGGUUUCAGUUAUUUUGUGACAGUUCAGAAAACGGCAACGUCGUCGCAGAAAUAUGCAUCGAGAAUGGUCCGGGUUUGCCAAAAGGAUCCGGCCUAUUACUCAUAUGCAGAGGUCCCUUUGGAAUGCAAUCAAUCUGGAACUAGUUACAACAUCGCUCUUGCGGCAUACCUUGGAAAAGCCGGUGAGCAUCUCGCUCGCAAUAUGACAAUAACGCCGGCCGUUGAGGACGUCCUCUACGUUCUCUUCGCGAAGAGUCAGCCAAACUCCAAGGUACCCUUGAAGAAGACUGUGCUGUGCAUGUACCCCAUGAGAAGCGUGCGUAGCCAGUUCACAAAAAACAUCCAGAAUUGUUUCAAGGGGAUAGGCAACACCGGACCAGCGCAUAUCAACACGCCACAGCCUUGCACACUUUCCAAUUACAAUAUCAACGAUGACUACUGCGGGACUCACAAUUUCAACACACCGAUCGGUGGGACUAUUCCAGUAUCGGCCACCCCUGUCAUCAGCUUUGACAACACGCUGCUUACUGCAAUAGCAGUGUCGCCGGUAGCUAACUACACCGUGGCAUUCUUGGGGACGGAAAAUGGACAACUGAAAAAGGUUGUUUUGGAAUCAAGCUUUCAUGCUCAGGAAUAUGAAACAGUCAGUGUGGAUACUACUAAAGUAAACAGCGAUCUGCAUUUCAGUCCGAACAAGCAGGAAUAUAUAUACGUGAUGACUAAACAAACGAUUUCUCGAGUGAAAGUACAAGAUUGCGCACAAUACUUGACAUGUGACAAAUGUCUGGCUGCCAAGGACCCCUACUGUGGUUGGUGUGCACUUGAAAACAAGUGCACAAUCCAGGAUACAUGCCCCAAUGCCAACCAAGGGAUGCGGUGGCUCCCUUACAGUGGCUACAGAUGUACCAACAUCACCAAUGUCCUUCCAAGACAAGUGCAGAUCGACCCCACGAAAACCACAGCGCUCCAGCUGACUGUAGAGAAUCUCCCGGGACUGCCGCAAGGUGAUCAGUACCACUGUAUGUUCAAGGGUUAUGAUGUCACACGUACAACCUCCGCUACCAAGGACAACGUGACAGUACAGUGUGACACGCCUUAUCCAAACCUUCUGCCACCCAUUCCAACCGGCAAUGACCAUAUCAAAAUGCAGCUUUCCAUUGGAUUGAAGGACAAGGAGAUCGUCUCGACCAACUUCACUUUCUUCAACUGUGAAGUUCAUACAUCAUGUACCUCUUGUACCCAGAGUGACUACCCAUGUAACUGGUGCAUUCAGAACCAUAGGUGUGUCUACCAUCGGGAAGUCUGUGGAAAGGGCGAGGUGCUGGUCACUGGAAAAAAUACACCUGGAACCAGCGACAGGGUCGGGCCUGGAAUGUGUCCACGGAUAGAGUCCAGCGACACAAAGAUCCUCGUACCAUCUGGACAUGAGGAAAACAUCAUCGUUACCGCAGUCAAUCUCAAGGACUUUCAAAUUGAUCUCCGUUGUUACUUCAACAUUGACGGCGGUGUAGAGGUGAAUGCUCGUCUGGUCGUUUCAAACACAGGUGGAAUCAAGACCAUCAAAUGUGAUCCAACGAGGUUUUCUUACCCUGAGGAUACAGGUGUGCGCAAUGUUCCCUUCAAGAUAACCUGGGGGACUGCAGGCAAGGCAAUUGACAACCCGACAGGCAUACAGGGGACUGGGCGCUCACGAGAAAUAGCGACACUUGAGGUAUACAAGUGCUCCGCCCUGGCUGACAACUGUGGUAGCUGCCUCAUUCUCGACUCUAAGUACGGCUGUGGAUGGUGCGUGAACUUUGGCUGUAACAUCCGUGGCAAAUGUGCUAGGGAGUGGCUGUCGAGUUCGUCAACUUGUCCAAAUCCUCAGAUAUUCAGGUUCUACCCCACAUCAGGCCCCAAGGAGGGUGGUACCAACAUCACCAUCGAGGGAGCCAACCUGGGAAAGAAACAGGAGGACAUCAAGGAUGGCAUCAGUGUUGCUGGCGAACCGUGUAAACCAUACUACUUCUCUCAAGCAAGAAUUAUCAAAUGUGUGACUGGAGCAAGCCCCAGCGAGCAAUUUGGCCGGGUCAAGAUCGUUGUAAACACGAACUACAUUGCAGAGUCGACAACUGAUUUUCACUAUGUGGAACCGGUUAUCUUGAACAUCAACCCGACUUUUGGCCUUGUUUCUGGCGGCACCAAAUUAAAAAUCAUUGGAAAAUAUAUGAAUGCGGGAAGUCAUAUUAUGGCAAUGGUGGGUGGACUACCAUGUGAGGUCAUCAGCAAAAACGAGAACACUGCUGAGUGCAUCACGUCUGCUUCAGACAAAGUGAAAAACGGCAGCAUCAUGAUGAAAUUUGACCGUGCAGAGGUCCGGUUUGACAGACAGCUAUACUCGUACGUGCCAAACCCGACAGUGACCAGCGUCGACCCAGAGAAGGGAAUCUUGAGUGGUGGUGUCAUGUUGAAGGUCAGAGGAACUGGGCUGGGAGCUGUGCAGGACCCUAUGAUGUUUGCUCGUGUAUACGGCGUUGACUAUAUCAGUGAUUGCAACGUCACCUCAUAUACAACAAUGAAGUGUUUUUCCCCUGACGUCAACGCCUCCGGACUUGUCACGAAUGCCAACGAACCAAAGCAGAUUCCAUACGGUUUCAUCAUGCAGAAAGUGCGGGUCACGAGGAACAACAGUAAUCAGGGGACCGGAGUGCCAAAGUUUUCGAUUUAUCCGAAUCCGCAGUUUAUGCCUUUCAAAGGUGGUGUUAUGUUUUUCCAGAGCAAGAGUGACUACCUAACAAUUGACGGCAACAAUUUGAACCAUGCGCUGAAGGAGUCUGACAUCAUCGUCAGGAUCGGCACGGGUUAUUGUAACGUGACGUCUAUUGGAAUGCGACAGCUCAACUGUAAACCACCAAGCAGGCAGCCAAGCCAGAAUGGGGGAAGCAGUCCUAAUGUCUUUGUACACGUCGGUAAUCUGACCUUCCCCAUCGGACGCAUCAACUUUGAGGAACCAGCGGGAACGCUCCCAAUCGCUGUUAUCAUCGGUGUAAGUGUCGCAAUCGGCAUCGCUGUUAUCAUCAUCGUCAUCAUCUUCAUGGCGUACUGCCGUAAAUCUCAGGAGAGCGACCGCGUCAUGAAACGGAUGCAGACCCAGAUGGACGUGUUGGAAAGUCGUGUCGCAAAGGAGUGCAAGGAAGCAUUUGCCGAGCUCCAGACGGAUAUGACAGAGCUGACUCAAGACAUGGCGAGCAUUGGUGGCAUCCCAUUUCUCGACUACCGAAGUUUCUGCAUGCGUGUGCUGUUCCCAACCAUGGACGAGUGUGACCAUCCAGUCUGCAGGGCACUUGAGGUUGACCUCAACCGUAAGGAAACCAUAGAGAAGGGACUUCGUCUGUUUGAUGCUCUGAUCGGCAACAAGACUUUCCUUCUCGUGUUCAUUCGUACGCUAGAGGGCAACAAGAACUUCUCCAUGAGAGACAGGGUGAAUGUCGCAUCACUUUUGUCGGUUACGCUGCAAGGAAGAAUGGAGUAUCAUACUGACAUCCUCAAGACAUUGCUGGCAGAGCUCAUAGAGAAGACUGUUGAGAGUAAAAACAAUCCCAAGUUACUGUUGAGAAGGACGGAGUCUGUGGCGGAGAAAAUGCUCACAAACUGGUUCACAUUCCUACUUUUCAAGUUCCUCAAGGAGUGUGCCGGUGAACCCCUCUUCAUGCUGUUCACGGCCAUAAAGGCACAAGUGUCAAAGGGACCAGUCGAUGCAGUCACAUCCGAGGCCAAAUAUUCACUAUCAGAAGACAAGCUGAUUAGACAACAAAUAGAUUAUAGAACUAUUACGUUGAACGUGAUAGAAUAUGAUGCUACAUAUGGUGUCCAGGAACAUCCGGUGCGGGUGUUGGAUUGUGACACGAUAUCUCAGGUCAAGGACAAGAUCUUAGAUAUAAUGUACCGUAACUCACCCUUCAGUAAUUCCAAUCGUCCUCGCAGGGAUGCACUUGAUCUUGAAUGGGUCACGGGCGUCCAGGGUCGCAUCGUCCUCCAAGACGAGGACGUCACGUCAAAAACCGAGGGAGAUUAUAAACAGGUCAACACACUGCAACAUUACAAGGUGCCAGACGGUGCUAAAGUCUCGCUUAUUCCACGCCAAUCCUCGAGCAGUUAUAACCUGUCGCUGCUUUCGGACAGGAGUGCUUAUUCACAUCGAUAUGGUCCGCCACGUGCCAUUCUCCACCUGGGUCCAGGGCCAGAAAAUGCAUCCUAUUUCGCUGGUAGUCCUCAGCUCAGUCGGUCCAUAUCACCCAACACCAUUAGUAUUGACUUGGAGAACAGUGGUGUCAAAUUUUAUCAUCUGGUCAAGCAACACGACGUGAAUGACAACAAGGAAGGUGACCGCGGUAACAAGAUGGUCAGCGAGAUCUACCUCACACGAUUAUUAGCCACCAAGGGUACGUUACAGCAGUACGUGGAUGACCUCUUCGAGACCAUCUUCAGCACCGCCCACCGGGGAAGCGCACUCCCUCUCGCCAUCAAGUAUAUGUUUGAUUUCCUGGACGACCAGGCACUGCAUCAUGCCAUAACUGACCCAGAAACAGUGCACACUUGGAAAAGUAAUAGUCUUCCACUGCGAUUCUGGGUCAACGUGAUAAAGAACCCCGAUUUUGUGUUCGAUUCCCACAAGUCCAACAUCGUCGAUUCCUGCCUCUCGGUCAUUGCUCAAACCUUCAUGGACAGCUGCUCGAUGAAGGAACACCGCCUGGGGAAGGACUCGCCCUCCAGCAAGCUCUUGUACGCCAAGGAUAUUCCCAAGUAUAAGAAAUGGGUGGAGCGGUAUUAUCAAGACAUCAAGAUGAUGCCCGCCAUAUCUGAUCAGGACAUGGGUGCCCUCUUGAGUGAGGAGAGUAGGCAUCAAAAGGAAUUCAAUGUGUCCGCCGCUUUGAAUGAACUCUACAAUUACGUUAUCAAAUACAACGACCAGUUACUCCAGAAUCUGGAGGAGGAUGAAUUUGCCCGGACUUAUAAACUUGCUUACAAACUAGAACAAGUCCAUGGGUGCAUGGAGAGUGAAGUAUGAGACUGCAUGGAGAGUGAAGUAUGGAACUGGAUCGUGCCAUGCACCAAAAAUAUGUCUGUUUUCAAUGCCUGGAUUUCAAUGCAAUGUUCAGUGACUGAUGUUCAUGUACGUGUUAUGUUCUGGUGUAUAAUAAGCUUGGUGUAGAAGUGCAUUCAACAGGACACAUUCGGCCGAACUUGCUCCCAUCGAGAUUUGCCAAGGAAUGAGAGAUUUUCUUUGGGCGUUAUUCAGGAUGUAUACUUCAGAGACAGAUUUUUACAGAGACCAGACAUUCUUCAUUUUAGCUGUGAUCAUGUGACAUAUAUAAUGCAGACGUCAUGACAACGGAGACAAUUCUUGGCAGAACUUUUAUAAUUUGUGCUUUCCCUUAAAGGGGCUGUGGGCUUACUAGCUUGCAGUAGUGUUAGUCCGGAGCUCCUUUAAGUUUGAGUGAUGUUUCUUAGGUCAGGUUAUAAGCAAACUUUUGAAGUGAUAAAACAACAUACUAAGUUGCUGUGUAUUCUGCUUGCCAUUUAAUCAUCAUUAUGUUAUAGGUCUAAUCAAUAUCAGCUUUUUUGCCAAUUAGUGAUAAAUCCCUUGACGCUUAUGAUUAUGAAUCUCAGUUUAAGGGGAGACCAUACAUUGUAUUAAGAGGUAUAAUGCAAAAGCUAUAAUGGUUUGCAAUGAAAUGCUUUGGUUUUCAGAUCCGGGGAACUGUCAGCUUCAUUUCACCAUAUAGUUAUCUCAAUUUUGUUCAGAAUGGCUUAGCAGCUUUUUCACGGAACUCUUGAGUGUCAAAGGUGUUAUCAUUAUCAGUAAUAGGCUGCCAGCAAACUGAUGGCCACCGCUACGUGACAAUUACAAUGUCUGAGAUGAUGCCAUUUUCACGCAUACUCUAGUGAAAUCAGUGCUGUCUAUUGGGUUUUACAGAAAUAGUUUGAUAUAAAGCUCGAGUUGCACAAUUUUAUUCACGUUUGCUCAGCUGUGUCGAUAAAAUGAUUUAUUUUUGUGAACGUUUUGCGCCUUCUGGUCUGACUUCUUGACAACGACAUGUUCGUAGCGUGAAAUCUGCAUGUUGUUAAUAUGUAUGUGUUCAUAUUUCUCAACUGGUGCUGAGAUUUUCCGCAUGUUUACUGUAAAAUGGGGUGAAUUUGGCCCAGGGGGUAAAAUUGCCCUAAUUUCCAAGAAGAUUGGCUGUAGUAUUCUGGUUACAACUUUCAUGUUGUCGAAUUAUAAGACAUAUCUCGUAUAUAAGGGUCAAGGCCGAGUCUACUUACUUUGUCAGGAAAAACUAGACAGAUCAUCCAAAAUUAGUCAAAUUUAUCGUAAUACUGUAAAAUCAGAAAACAUUUGCUCUGACCUAUUUAAUUUUGCAAGUCGUAGAAAUUUCAGAAUUUUCUUUCAUUUUUGUGGAUAAAUAAGUUCCCCUUUCAAAUUUCGCAGUUUCAUUUUCACCAUUAAUAUGAUUACCGGUAGCAAAAUGAAAAAAAUAAAAUGUCCAUUUGGCAGUUUGCAGUAAUAAAUGCUAGAUUUGACUGAUUUAGGGUGAGGUUAUACCAUGACAAUUUUGCUUGUAUCGACAUAAUCUUGUUGAUGUGGUCAGAGUUUCAUGAUAAGCUGUUAAUGUAACAUGUCAUUACAUAUCAUUAGUUCAUCAAAAUCUCUAAUAAAGAUUUCAUAAUCAAACCGCUAAUUCUGAAGCAAAGCAAUGCUUUCUGAGUAUUUCCACUGAACAGUUUUGUAAACAAAAAUUCCGACACAUUGCCUUACAACUUCUAAGCUUUGAAUGUUGUAUUGAAAUGAGACUUCCACAAGAUUUACAUCUUUCAAUUCAGAAAGUCAGGUCGAUCGAUCAUGGAGCUGCUAUAUGCAACUUAACCCCUUGUAAUCUGGGCGCUCAAUAGCUCAACAAGCGCAACUGCACAAUCUAUGUUAAAGCUUAAUAGUUAGGCCUAGAAAUUUUGUUCUUACACAUGUUUCAUUUCUUACGGUUAAAUCAUUAUUUCUGCAUGCCAUUAUGAAUUAGUUUAGGUUUAUUUAAUAACGUCCUGUUUGUGUGAUGAAAUAUUGAUGCGAGACAUUCUCUACUAUGAGUCCUUCCAUGGCUUUUGAGUCUGGGUAUGAAUAAUUUAGGGCGGGUUUAACCGAACAUCUCCUGCAGACAGUUCCGAGAGCUUUUCCAUUUAGCAGGACUCCUUGUGACGUCAGUCCUGCCAUGCACGAGGUCUAUAAACCUACAUGUAUAAAGACGACUACAUUAUAUGACGCAUAUCUUUGAUCGGCUGUGACAGUCUUCGCUGGCUCUGAAUGACUCGAAUAACUUUAUAAGUAAAAUUUGUUUAUUUUAUUGUAACCGCUAAUGAAAGGCCCAGUCGUAUAACUCUUUCAUCUCUUAUACCUCGAAUGCCAGGCUCCUGGAAAGGAGGCAGUUUGUACCAUAUUUCUAAUUAACUGGUGACGAACUAACCAGCUUAUUCAGAAAGAGCUACCAAUGGGGUUUGAACCUUCAACCUUCCAUUCAAGAGGCGGAUAACUCGACUACUGGGCCAUCGGGAUUGGUAUGUAAACUAUCAUAUACCUUAUAGGCAUGUAAAUCCUUUAACACAUCACUGUCCACUGUAUAAUUUGAGAUAUAGAUAAUACGACACUCUAACUCCAUCAGUCCUCAUCAACACAUAUGAAAUUGACAAGGUGUUACUUUCAAAAUGUGGCCUACACUGUUACCUUUUAACUCACAAAAAAAUGGCAGAAAAUCUUAUCAUGUAUUCUUUAUUCAUGGCAAAAUAUGUUUACUACCUUUGUGGCUCCAUAUUAUAUCUUAACCCGAAAGAUGGCCUUCUUCAAGUAUUAGCCCUCGCUUUCAGUAUUGUAUACCAAGUUGGACGCACCCUUUUUCGGUUGAAGUUGGGCCAACCCCAUAUAUAAGUGCAUAUAUAUAAUAAACAAACUUUACUAUAAGUGCAUUCACAAACUCGUAGGAUUUUUUCAAAUGACACAACAAAGCAUUCUUUACUUCUGUCAAGAUUCGGAGACACUGCAUCUUUUACUCUUUAUUGAUGGCGAUAUUCCACUCAAUGCAGACGUACUGUGUCGAUGCUAUUAAGAUGACUUGGGCAUGUCUCUAAUGCAUAGGUCUAUUACACAUAAGAUAGGUCUUUUGUGAAGGCACCUCUGAGCUGGCUACAUAGCAUCGACACAGUUUUUUUUUACACAGUGUUGUUUUUUCCUCGAGAGCUUGUACCAGUUGAUAUUGAUUCACCAAAUUCCAGAUUUUCGAUGUUGUUAUUAAAGAAUUUGAUGUCAGAUGUAAAAUAAAGGUGUGUAAAGUUGUCAUGUGGAGAACUGGCCAUUCAAAAUUCACUCGUGUUCUCCGUUAAGGUGACUUUUUAAGAGCUACGUAUUACAAGCGUUCAACUUCAUGCAUUCAUCAAUAGCUUUAUAUAAUUUUGUACAAAUUUCAAAGUUUUCCAGUGUUUUUUCCAAGUGCAAAUAAACUUUGUUUAUUUACGUAGGAGCUGAUUAUUUUCAAAGUAUCUCCUCUUUCUUGUAAACGUUUCAAUUUCCUAUGAAUGUAUAAUUUUACAUCAAAGAUUUUACAUCAGUGUAAAAAUAGAGGUUUUACCGAUGUGCACAUGUAUAAGAAAACUCCUAUUACAUGUGAAUCUUCAGUUUUGCAUGUGGCCCAUUUAUUUUCCAGUAAGUUAUUUUUACUUGUGACCCUCUUUUUAUUUGCAUGUGAGCUCUUGAAAUUUACAUGUGCAUUCACCUCAUUUAGUUACAUGUGAAUCUCGGGUUCACAUUGAUAAUGUGAAUUUUUUACAAUGUGAAUUAUUAGAUUUUACCUGCAAUGUAUGACCGGUCAUACACUGCUGGUUUUACAUGUAAAAUUUUACAGGAAAAUAGUAGAUUUACAUGUGAAUGUGCAUGUUUCUGCUGGGAUAUAUAUAUACAACGUGUACUUUGUGCUGUUGUGGGGAUGAUUUUGAUAUGAAUAAAUUGAUGAUCGGAUUAAAAUGGCUUUGAAUGAUCAGCAGCGUCUUCAUGCAUUGAUGAUAAAUUGUUUUUGAUUAAAAGAAAUGUUUACCUACUUCCCGAGGGUUUUUACAAAAACUUUAUCGAAGCUUUUAUUUAUUUUAAUGUAGUGCUGGAUACCACUUUGGCCUACGAAAAUGUCACAAACAAAACAAGCGAAAUGGUGAACAAAUGAUGCACUUAUCACUCAUAGCAUCUCCAUGUACAGAAUUUGUGUCCUUAGGCUAUGCACUUCAUCAUCAUUGUAGAUGUUCCAUGAUUGCAUCCGUCGUGGGAUCGACCUAGUAUGGUUACACGUUUUUUAUUUCAAUGCAACAACAAAACCAGCUCUUAGAAAGCUGGUACAUUUAUGUUACGAAAGUCGUCCCGAGAGUUUUGGAUGUUCUAGGGCGUUUUUUUUCUUCAAAAUGACGAUAAGUGUAUUUUUCUGAUUGACAGAUUUGUGUUUUAUGAUUAAUGUUAAGAAGGCCUAUUUGCGCUGGAGAUUUUGAUAUUUGCAGUAUUUUUAUCAAGCGUUAAAUCGAUGUGGCAGUUACAAAUGUACCUAAGUUAGGAAGAAUUUGUAUUUUCCUUAAAUGGAGUAUUUCCUUUUCUGUGAAUACUUGUAAAUAUGGUGAGUGUCUGAAUGUCCAAAUUACCCAUGGUGGAAUUUAAGAUCAUUGCCUAGUUGUUUGAUCUAAAUCAUAAGCACUAAUCAUUCAUAAUGUUGAUUCAGCAGGACCUCUCUAUUACGGACACUCAGGAGACUGACAAUGCUGUCCUUAAUUAAGAAGCGUCCUGAUUACAGAGGUUGUACUCAGUGAAAAUUACCAAUUUGGGACAAAAUGCAGUGUCCUUAAUAGGGUGGGUUUUCCUCACAGUGGCACUAAGAGAGGUUUCACUGUAGGGUUUUUUCUACGAACUGAUUACGGGGGGGGGGUGCACUGUUUAAGAAGAAAUUAUGAAUAAUGACGUCAUCCUCCAAUGGAUGGUCUGUCGUAAAAUAAUUGAUGUACUGAGAGCUAUAGCCCACAAGUCCAUUUGUUCAGAGAAGGUCUUAUGGGAUUUUAGUUCUCAGCACUUGAAUCAAAGGAAAUAAUGCAUUUCAAUUCUGCGAGGUCACUUGUGUCUGCUUGUGUAGGAUGCAGUGCAGCUUGUGUAUGAAUGGUUAAUUGGAAGUCUAAAUGAAAGUGGAAGUCUAAAUGAAAGUCUAACUGUCUAACAUAGAAUUUAUAUGGAUCGUAGCGUUGUUAACUAUAAAGUACCCCGGUUAAGAGGUAGUUCUCAGAUUCUCCUAUGGUGUCGCCUGUGGUGUUUUACCAAUAGAAUGGCCUGUAAUUCGUUCAUAUAGUGUGUUCAAUGUAUGCAUUCAUUUUUUGCCAGAGAAACAUUGUAAAAAGGCAACAAUUUUGUUAGAAUGAUUAUGCAUGUUCUAAUUUUGAGAUUAUUACAAAUUCUGGAUGUGCUUUAGAAAAUACUCCAAUUUAAAAAUGUUCAUGACUAUUCGAGCGAACUGUGUACAGUCCAAAUCACAAUUGUCAUCCCUAACUUCGUGAUAUUAGCGUGACAUUGACGCGCUACCGCACACAAUUUACGUGAAACAUAGAGAGAUAAGCAUGUCACUGGUGCGUCAUUGACGUGCAACUCGGGUCAUAACUAGCGCGUACGUUGCGUGUCAGUGACGUGCACCAGCAUGAAUAUCAUUUGUGAUUUGGACUGUUAACUGUGAAAUUAAAUGAGCGAUAUUUAAAAUCACUGCUGCAACCAGGGAUUAUGAUUGCUGGGUGCAAAAAGAUGGGGAUAAGGUUUCAGAAUGGGGUACAAUUAGUCACAAAUAGAGAUUUGGGCAACCUUAACAAAUCAAUAUAACAUCCAUACAUGCAUGUACAAUGUACAUAUCAAUAUCUGGGCAAUUAAGAUUAAAUGGGUCAGGUGACCAAAAAUUCACAACACGUAGAAUCAGUGUAACGAAUAAUUGAAUUUUUUCAUGCAAUUUCUUAUGAUAUGAUGUCAAAAUUGUUCAUACAUUGUGCAUUUACUUGAGUCUGCUUGGCGAAAUCUUUCCUUCACUUCACUAGUGUAAAAAUUGUACAAAGAUUUCUGUCGAUAACUUUUGUAAAUUUGUAUUUCGCCAAGUGGGGAUUUUGAAAUAUGGAGUGCUGCCAAACAAUUUGACACUUAUCCAUGCCUGUUUUGUCUUGUCCGUAUUUGUGAACAUGUGAAGACACCUAUUGUGAAAAUUGUAAACUACCGUAGCUUCACCUGAUAAAAGUUUGGUAUUUGAAAUUGAUUUUUGUGUGAAAAAUAGUUGUGGCUUCUUUUCACGAUUUUAGUGUACUGGUAUUACAAAAUCACACUUUGAUGGGAUUUGACGGAAAUUGGCGGGGUAUCUGAGCUGUUGGCAGGAAGUUCUAAAAUUGCAUUGGGGUUAAUGGUCAGAGCAAGGUUGAAAUUUUAUUUUUAAAGGCAGACUUUAUAGAGUCAGCUAUUAAAGGGAGAGUAUAGGCAGGAGGUAGGGUUGGUCAGAUUAAGUUUAGUACACAAAGUCACUGACGGGGGUCUCUCGUAUCUCGCAGUACAUCAAAACUGUUCACCGUUGUAUAAGUAACAUGAUUAUCACUGAAUCAAAGACAAACCCGACUCCAAAAUUUGCAUACUAGCCACCUGAUGACUGCUAAUUUCACCCCGUAGCCCCUGCCGAUACUCCCCCUUUAAAAAUAACUUUUUUGGUCUGACAGCCACUUCAAUUCCGGUGUUUUAAAAAUGAACUAAAACUUGAACAUAACUGGACUAGUCAAAUUUUGAACAGAGCAACACUUUGACAGUCCCAGAUGGGCUGCUGUUUAAAAGCUGUUUUAACAAUAUUUUUUCCCAACCAAGUGCCCCACCAGAUUUUCAACUGGGUAAACUGUGCAAAAUACGCACUGAAACUGGGCUAACCCUGGGUAUCCACAGAAUCCUCAAACUGUUGGUCACAUUUCUAUUAGUGUCGUGUUUCAUUUGCUGAUGUUUUAGAAACAGUAUUAUAAAUACUUAUGUAUUUCGAGGUUUUCAUGUGUACAUGCUUUCAGUGUGUGAAAUUCACUUUAUAAAGAUGCGAUGUUGUUUUCUCAGAUAUCAAAUAGCAGUAGAACCGCUCUUUAACAACACCCUUAGGACAGAAAAAUGCUGUCCUUAAUAUAUAGAGGUGUCCUCAUAACAGAGGUCAAAUUCAAUGGAAAUUACGAAUUUGGGACCAAAUGCAUUGUCCUUGGUAGAGACUGUUUACCUAAAAAAGAGCUGACCCUUGAGGGAGGUUCUACUGUAUCUAAAAAGUAAUGACAUUGGUAUGGUCAUUGUCAUUCUCACAGAGAUUUUCACCAACCCCACUGACAUACACAUACAUGUACAUGUACUGAUGAGAUUUGAAACAGCAGAAUAUUUUGUCAAAAUAGUCAAAAAUAUGGGUAAUGUAACUCUCAGUCCUUGGAUUCUUCAGUUCAUAUAGCUCCUUACCCCUUGCUUUAAUGGGGUGUCGUCUGUUUUUAGUGUGUGUACAUUUUCGCUGCAAACAGUCAACAUGUCAGAUUUCAUAAAAAAGAUAUUUUGUACUUAAGAAGAAAAUAAAUAAAGAAUAAAAGAUUAAAUGCAUAUAGAA